AUUUAGAACUUUUUAAAUAUUUCUAGUGCUAGGAAGAAUCAAGUUAUUACAUAGCACAGGAAAAAAAAAUACAAAGUUGAAGUUCUGUCAGCUUCCCCUCCUCCCCAAAAUAAAGUAGAAUAAAGAUUGUGAUUCUCAUAGGAUCUCUGUUAUCUCAAUAUCUCUUUAUUAGAAUAUACUAAUACUAUUAUCAAUGGGGAGGAGUAAUAACCAGUUGAGAGCCACUGCGAAGGCAAAGAACAAGAGCUUUAUACCAAAACAGGUUAAGAGCAAGACUCGCAACCAGUAUCGAAAACUGAAAAUAUCUAAGGCUAAGAAGGGGAACAACUUCAUGCAUAAGAAGCUUUCAUACAAUGUAGUCCGUGGUAAGGACGGAAAAGUCACAAAGCGCAAAUUCCGUGCAACCGGAGGCAACCAUAGUGGUGCGGCCAAUAAAGCUUCUGCGUCCAAAAUGAAAUCUAAAGGCAAGUAGAAACCAAAGGCAAUCUGACAUAUGGGCAGGUAUUGAACUUUAUGCACAAAUUGUAUAAUUAUAAUUGGUGUUAUUUUGAUACACUAUACAGAUAAAUUAAUGCAUAAUCCUCUUUUCCA
Phytomonas sp. Hart1 is the source of this 591-nucleotide messenger RNA. Lineage: Eukaryota; Euglenozoa; Kinetoplastea; Trypanosomatida; Trypanosomatidae. The record is from the annotation of a GenBank genome assembly.